CGGCAGUGGGGACGGUAACAGCACGUUAAGGUUCCUUUCCUUACAUGUAUCUUGGCCAUUUAUGAAGAGGUAAAGAUCAUUAAUUAGCUGGAUUUCAAAAAAAAAUAAACCAAAUAAUUCUAUUUAAUUCUUAUCAGAGGUUGGUUGAUAAAAACUGUGCAGGCCACAAUGACUUCAGCAAGUAAAGCAAUUGAAUUACAACUACAAGUGAAACAAAAUGCAGAAGAGUUACAAGACUUUAUGAGGGAUUUAGAAAACUGGGAAAAAGAUAUUAAACAAAAGGAUAUGGAACUUAGAAGACAGAGUGGUGUUCCUGAAGAGAAUUUACCUCCUAUUCGAAAUGGGAAUCUUAGGAAAAAGAAGAAAGGCAAAGUUAAAGAGUCAUCUAAAAAAACCAAAGAUGAAAACACAAAAAACAGGAUAAAAUCUUACGAUUAUGAGGCAUGGGCAAAACUUGAUGUGGACAGUAUCCUUGAUGAGCUUGACAAAGAAGAGAGUACCCAUGAUUCUGUGUCGCAAGAAUCGGAGUCAGAAGAAGAUGGGAUUCAUGUAGAUUCACAAAAGGCUCUUGCUCUAAAAGAAAAGGGUAAUAAACACUUCAAACAAGGAAAAUAUGAUGAAGCGAUCGAAUGCUACACCAAAGGCAUGAGUGCUGACCCAUAUAACCCUGUGUUGCCAACAAACAGAGCAUCAGCGUACUUUAGACUGAAAAAAUUUGCUGUUGCUGAGUCUGAUUGUAAUUUAGCAAUUGCCUUGAAUAGAAGUUAUACAAAGGCUUAUGCAAGACGAGGUGCUGCUCGAUUUGCUUUGCAAAAAUUAGAGGAUGCCAAAAAAGAUUAUGAAAAAGUAUUAGAACUGGAACCCAAUAACUUUGAAGCUACAAAUGAACUCAGGAAAAUUAAUCAGGCUUUAACUUCCAAAGAAAACUCAUAUCCAGAGGAAGCUGAUACAAUGAUUAAGUCAGCUGAAGGAGAGAAAAAACAAAUUGAAGAGCGACAGAAUAAACAGCAGGCCAUUUCAGAGAAAGAUCGGGGGAAUGCAUUUUUCAAAGAGGGGAAAUAUGAAAGAGCAAUCGAAUGCUAUACUCGAGGGAUAGCAGCAGAUGGCGCUAAUGCCCUUCUUCCGGCUAACAGAGCAAUGGCCUAUCUGAAGAUUCAGAAGUAUGAAGAGGCUGAAAAAGACUGCACACAAGCUAUUUUAUUAGAUGGCUCGUAUUCGAAAGCCUUUGCCAGGAGGGGAACUGCAAGAACAUUUUUGGGAAAGCUUAAUGAGGCCAAACAAGAUUUUGAAACUGUUUUACUUCUGGAACCUGGAAAUAAGCAGGCAGUGACUGAACUUUCCAAAAUUAAAAAGGAAUUAAUUGAGAAAGGACACUGGGAUGAUGUCUUUCUUGAUUCUACUCAAAGGCAAAACGUGAUAAAACCCAUUGAUAAUCCACCUCAUCUUGGAUCAACUAAACCACUCAAGAAGCUUAUUAUCGAAGAAACUGGUAAUUUGAUGCAGACUGUUGAUGUACCAGAUAGCACUACUGCUGCUGCUGCUCCAGAGCGUAAUCCUAUUAAUCCAGCAAAGGUAACAGCAACCACUGGCACGAGUAAGAAGAACUCAAGCCAGGAUGACCUUCUGCCCACAAGUGAUAUCCCAAAAGCAAAAGUAUUGAAAAUAGAAGAAAUCAGUGAUACUUCAGCUCUGCAACCUGAAGUCAAUUUGAAAAAGGAUGUAUGUCGGACUUUCAGUGAGAAGAUUUCUAUAGAGGUAGACAAAACACCUGCUCAGUUUAUCAGGACUGCUCUUCCUCCAGUUCCUGCAAACUCAUUUCAGCUUGAAUCUGAUUUCAGACAACUGAAAAAUUCUCCAGAUAUGUUGUAUCAAUAUUUGAAGCAAAUUGAACCAUCCUUGUAUCCCAAGCUGUUUCAGAAAAAUCUAGAUCCAGAUGUAUUCAACCAUAUCAUUAAAAUUCUGCAUGACUUUUACAUUGAGAAAGAAAAGCCAUCACUCAUCUUUGAAAUCUUACAAAGACUUUCUGAACUAAGAAGGUUUGAUAUGGCAGUGAUGUUUAUGUCAGAAUCUGAGAAGAAAAUUGCACGUGUAUUAUUCAAUCACAUAGACAAAUCAGGAUUGAAUGAUAAUUCUGUUGAAGAACUCAAGAAAAGAUAUGGUGGUUGAUUUCCAUUUUUACUGAAAUUAUUGCCUUUGGAUUUCAUAUAUAAAUUUUUUUCUACUGAAAAUAAAAUGUUUUGCUUUUUAAGAAAAUGAUAUACAGGAAAAGUACCGUUUUUGGAUGUAAGCUAAUUAAAUAUAAAGUGAAUUGUGAUUUAACUAGUGAGAAAUAUACUUAAGUGAACUAUUUAUAAGUUUUUUUCUGAAAAUAAAAAUAUAAAUAAUGAGGUAUACUUGUAAAGA
Messenger RNA from Lagenorhynchus albirostris (white-beaked dolphin), 2403 nucleotides. RefSeq names its product RNA polymerase II associated protein 3 (gene RPAP3). NCBI's taxonomy places the organism in Eukaryota, Metazoa, Chordata, Mammalia, Artiodactyla, Delphinidae. The transcript is spliced from 17 exons. Gene Ontology annotation, molecular function: protein binding. The record is from RefSeq and is a predicted model, not a curated record. Bases 169 to 2166 code for a protein of 665 amino acids.